Eleginops maclovinus (Patagonian blennie) is the source of this 755-nucleotide messenger RNA. RefSeq names its product actin remodeling regulator NHS-like. The transcript is spliced from 3 exons. The record is from RefSeq and is a predicted model, not a curated record. Lineage: Eukaryota; Metazoa; Chordata; Actinopteri; Perciformes; Eleginopidae. Bases 202 to 660 code for a protein of 152 amino acids. Gene Ontology annotation, biological process: lens development in camera-type eye; cell differentiation.
CUUCCACUCCGGAUCCAGCAGAGACUCCGCUCCGGGUUUCCUCCCCCUCCGUCUCGGACCUCCUCCCACAGGAUCGGGGCUUCGGGCUUCAGAUGACUGAGGAUUGGCAGAGAGAGGAUCCGGAUCUGCAGAGAGCAUGGGGAGCAGCAGCAGUUGAGACCCGCACAGGGACUACUUUCCUCGGACUCUGGAUUUACCGGCAUGCCCUUCGUGAAGCGCACCGUGCAGCCGCAGCUCCUCUGUCGGCUGGAGGCCCCUAGGGGAUCUGAAACCCCUGAGCCUGGGGGGUCUGAGGACCUGGUGUCGGUCAGUAACCUGGCUCUGACCCGGGUCCUCCUCCAGCUGUCGGACCUGGCCCGGCUCUCCUGCUCCCUGUUCACCGAGCUGGAAUCCGAGCUGAGAGGGGGAGCGGAGCGGAUCCUCCGGCUCCAGGGCCGGGUGCUGCGGCUGCAGGACCGGGUCUCCGAGCUGGACCCCCGGCAGGAGCCUGUGCCGGUGUCGGAUCUGGACACAGAGAGCAAGCUGACGGAUCGGUUCUGCUUGGCCCGACUGACCCAGAGGAACCACUUCCUGUCAGACUCCAGACCAGCAUGCAUCACUGAGCUGCUCACAGAGACCCCCCCUCCACCUGCAGACAGAUCAUCAGAUGGGGGUCCUUAGGGAGCGCAGGGUGACCAUCUCCAUCACCCCCCUGAUGCCUCUCUACACCCCCUCAACCAGAAAGAGACACGAACACAAGGUGACCCUGACCACGG